Molecule: messenger RNA, 4680 nt
Organism: Amphiprion ocellaris (clown anemonefish)
Lineage: Eukaryota; Metazoa; Chordata; Actinopteri; Pomacentridae
Gene: paqr7b
Product: progestin and adipoQ receptor family member VII, b
Exons: 2
Coding region: 167-1225 (352 amino acids)
Biological process (GO): response to steroid hormone
Cellular component (GO): plasma membrane
Molecular function (GO): nuclear steroid receptor activity; steroid binding
Source: RefSeq, a predicted model, not a curated record
GGCAGCUGCGCCGUGAAGCUCCGCCAGGCUGCUGCUACCGUCACGGUCAUCUUCUCUGCUGCCGCCCCUUCAAACAAUGUUAUCCAUGUUCUGCGCGGCUCUAAUUCACCCACCCAGCGCUUCAUUAUCCAACACCUCGGAGUGAUUCUACCGUCGACAGUUUGCCAUGGCAACGGUGGUGAUGGAGCAGAUCGGUCGGCUCUUUAUCAACGCCCAGCAGCUGCGACAGAUCCCCCAGCUGCUGGAGUCGGCCUUCCCGACGCUGCCUUGCACUGUGAAGAUCUCCGACGUUCCCUGGGUGUUCCGCGAGCGUCACAUCCUCACCGGCUACCGACAGCCGCACCAGAGCUGGCGCUACUACUUCCUCACCAUCUUCCAAAGGCACAAUGAGACCAUCAACGUGUGGACCCACCUGCUGGCCGCCCUCAUCAUCUUGGUGAAGUGGCAGGAGAUCUCGGAGACGGUGGAUUUUUUGCGAGACCCUCACGCCCAGCCCCUCUUCAUUGUGCUCCUGGCAGCUUUCACCUACCUCUCCUUCAGUGCUCUCGCUCAUCUCCUCUCUGCCAAGUCAGAGCUCUCGUACUACACCUUCUACUUCCUCGACUAUGUGGGGGUUGCUGUCUACCAGUACGGGAGUGCUCUGGCACACUACUACUAUGCCAUAGAGAAAGAGCUGCACACCAGCGUGCAGGGGUUCUUUUUACCCGCUGCAGCUUUCUUGGCUUGGCUUACUUGCUUCGGCUGCUGCUACGGCAAAUAUGCCAGCCCUGAGCUGCCUAAGGUAGCUAUCAAGCUCUUCCAAGUGGUGCCCUCGGCCUUGGCUUACUGUUUAGACAUAAGCCCAGUGGUUCAUCGCAUUUACAGGUGCUACCAGGAGGGCUGCUCUGACCCAAUUGUGGCGUACCAUUUCUACCAUGUGCUCUUUUUCCUAAUCAGCGCCUACUUCUUUUGCUGCCCUCACCCAGAGAGUUUUUUCCCUGGGAAGUGUGACUUCAUCGGGCAGGGCCACCAGAUCUUUCACGUAUUCGUGGUGGUAUGCACCCUGAUGCAGGUCGAAGCGCUGCGAACAGACUUCACGGAGCGCCGUCCCUUCUACGAGCGUCUCCACGGAGAUCUGGCGCACGACGCCGUUGCACUCUUCAUCUUCACUGCCUGCUGCAGUGCUCUUACUGCUUUUAUUGUGCGCAAUCGUGUACGUGCCUCUCUCCAGGAGAAGGAGGAGUAAGAAUCGGUUUUUAAAAAAGGGAAAAAAAAGUAAUUGAUUUUACUCUGUAGUGACCGUUUUAAAAAUAAUUCAGAUGUCUUUGUCAAUGAGAGUUAUCAGUUUGUGACAGUGACUUAUGAUUAUUUCUUCUCUCUGUGAUCUGCCAAACUACAGUGAACUAAAAAGUGACUGAGGGUGUGUUUUUGUGACUUACAAUGAAGAAAAGGGAAUCUUGUGAUUUUUCUGCAGCAAUGCAGGUAGUACUCAAACACUGCAACAAGUCAUUGCAUCUUUAUUCCUCUCUUUUAUUCGUCUGCAAAGUUGUUUUUCCUCACUGUACAAAAACAGUGUUUCUGUCCUGAGGGGUGUAUUAUGAAGCAAGUUGAUUUAAGCCAGGCUUUCUUUGGGUUAACUGGCUGGACAAAACCCCAAACCUCAAUCACAGAAAACAGGUGUCAUGACAGUGGUUACCAGCUAUCUUUAACAAUCAGCCUGUGAUCGUCCUUAAAUAAAUGGGGGCAUUUUGACCCGUUAUUUGGCUCUUUUUCUGCAUAAAUUUCACAGAUUGCGUGCUGCCUACUUUGGUCAAGAAGAACGGGUUAUUAUAAUGUAGUGCUACCAAGAAUAUAAAAAAAGCAUCGCAGCAAAAAGCACUCUUUCUGCACAUAAGGCAAGAAAGGUAUGCUGAUGGAAAACUGUGCAAGUUAUGACCACUUACUGUAUUUUCAAUGCAGCUGCUUAAACUUUCAAGGUCUCGUAUUGUCACCUUUUUCCCCAAGUUGAUGUAAAGUCUCACAUGUCCCCAGAAUGUGUAUUUCAGUUCAAAUACAGCACAGUUCAUUCACUCUACCAUUCCUAAAAUACCCCUGGUUUUACCUCCUGUUCCACAUAGGCUGUUUUUGUAGCUUUAAAUCCAACUGAAGUGUUGUUUCUCAUGUCUCCAGACGCACUAGGGAAAUGUAUUUAUGUUCAAAAACAAUGAAAACAUGGAUUUUGCAUAAUAUGGUCGCUUUAAACCUCAUACAUUCAAACAUGAUAUUCUGACACUGUUCCAUAAUGAGGGAUGCAUGGAAAUCACUGCGGUUUUUGGCUAAAUUAAACUUAAAAUAAUAUUAUUGAUUAAAUAUUCUGUUAGCUGCAGUACCAGCAGUGUAAAAUGGACUUGGCAGCAAAUCAGGCGCAAGCGUAAGAACAUGGUUCUUCAUUUUCUGCAUCACCAGCUUAAUACAUUGAGUUUCCUUUGGCAAAACGACACAUACAGGUUACAAUACUUUGACUGCAUGGCUUCGUUUAGCUGCAUUACUAACUUACUGAUCAGCUGACUAUCUGUGCACCAUCAGUUGCCAUGGUGAUCUGGCCGAAUUAAAAAAAGAACCACCUUUGUGACACCAAAAACUCCAACUUUAAGCGCAGCAUACUUUGCUUUCUCAUUAGUACUGCUUUGUAGUACUCCCCUCAGGUUAGCAGAAAAAUUAACAGGCUCAAAAUGCCUUAAUUGUAUUUAGAAUAAUCUGACUGUCGUAAUCAAAUUGUAGCAUUUCAACUCAUGCAGUCAUUUAUUUUUACAAUUUACAGUCCCGGGAGACUUUGCAUAUUGGAUGCUAAUUCCAAUCCAAUUUUAAAUAAAUUACUGUUCUUCUAGAUGUACCAUUCUGGCAUUUAUUUAAUGUGUUUUCCCUGAGAUUGUCUCUUUAGAUAUCGAAGCAGGGAAUUAAUUUUUUAAAUUCAAUUUAUAGGCGCUAACACUGUGCCGCAGAAAUGUUUGAACGCAAUCGAUGAAAGCUGAGAACCCAAUUUGAAAACCAAAUAUUGUGUCUCCUUUAUAAAAAUGAAAAAGGAGCCGUUUUCUCUGGGUGAUAGCAUUCUGUUGAGGAUGAGGCUGGCACUCUGUAUCGGUAAAGAGAUGGAUGGAAGAUUAGUGAUGUCUCUUUGCUGUGGGUGACAAUGUUAAUCUUUUUUUAUUCAAAGGGCUGGAACUUCAGCUUUUGCCUUUUUCACAUCCCAUGAUGUCAGUGCUUUGUGCGCAUCGCUUUCAUUGUCGGUUGUUCAGAUUUGAGUCACAAAAGCUGUGUCUGACUGGUGUUUUGCUUUUUGUUUUUGUAUGAUGAAUAUGUAUGUGCCUCUACGCAUGUCUUUUUGGUAUAUACUGUGGAUAUUAAGUGUGUGAAUGUCUAUGAAAGCUUAGCCUUGCACUUCUUUCUUACCCUGUAAAUAAGCUGUGUUUCUUUGGGGAAGUUGUUUGCUUCCCAUUUCGUCUCCACCUAAAAGCAUUCGGAACUGAAUGCAUGUUUUCUUUCGGGUGGAAUACAGCACAUUCCUAUUUUGCUACAUCUUUUCAGAGUGUUCAGUUUCCUCCUGCCUAUCAGACUGAAUACAUCGUUUCAUACUGCUGCACUGUUACUCGGAAGAGUCCAUCUUUUAUUCUCUCCUUCAGUCGAUGACUUUUCUUAUAUAAACAAAAAAUAUCACAAAGAUAUGGCUUCACUGAUAAUGCCGCUUAGAUUUUUAUCUCACAAAAUGUCAAAUAAUAACGAUUGCACUCUCUUUUCAUGACAGUGCUUAAUGUGCCAAUGAAUCUGUUAUUGCUUCAGUGACGGUACUACUGAAAGAUGAAGUCCCGGGCCAGACAGAAUGUCAGACAAGUGAGAAUGAACCAUAACGUCCCCUAAAUAUGAACCUUUUAACUCCAGACUUUGGCAUUUCUGACCUGGUCUCAUCAUGCACUGCCUGAAUCAACACUGUAUAUACUGUACCUGACAACACUGGCUAUGUUUACAUGCAUGGAGGCUGUUAAUGUGGUUAUUCCGGUUUUGUGUUGACCCUUGGAAAUGUCAUAAUUCAGAAUAACCUGAGUAAACUUUUACUCCAGUUCGGAGAAACCUGGACCUCCCUUUUGUUAAAGAUCGGUGGUCGACAAGAUUGAAGCUCUCAUGCGGUCUAAUGCUUUGCUGAAAGGCUUCAUUACAGGCUAAUGAUUUCCAAUUGGCCAACGGUGUCUCUAAAGCUCUCAUCAGCCCCACGUGUAACAUAAGGCUAUUGUCCUGAGCAUCAAAAGGACCAAAACAAUUACUACUGAGGAAUCGGCAUCGUUGAAAAGGGGAGGGAGCAGUUGGAAAGUAACCAGUAUUUUUUUUGCUAAAUAGAUUGUCACCAUGUGGAUAAUGAUGGUCAUUUUCUAUGAGCUGGUGCUGCGAAUUGCCAUGUGGGCGUCUGUGAAACCUAAGAUGGAGAAUCCAACAUGGAUAAUGAUGGCCAUCUUCUACGUGUUGCUGGAUAAUGAGUGUAAGUCUGUGCGUGCGUGUAUGUGUGUGUGAACAAAUGUAGCCUCAGAUACCACCCAAGGCUUCCCUUUAUCCCUUUCAUAAAAGCAGGGUGAGAGGGACCAGAAUGUUUUCUGCCUCUAAAAAUAUGUGUAACUGACUGUACUAAUAUUCUGUGGUAUUUAAAAAAAUAAAGUGUUACAGUAACUUGAAAAA